CACAAACUCCCGGAGGGAGGUGGAAACAAUGAGAGCCGCUGGUGCUGGGCGCUGCUGUCUCGACCAUUCAUUCCUUACAACAGCCCAUUGAGGUCGCUUCAGAUCUCCGUUUACCAGAUGGGGAAACUGAGAGCUAAGCACACAGCAGAUGCCUCAGAAACCUAUCUUCAGCCAGCAGGCUGUCUCAAGCCCCGCCAUGCAGCCCCAGUCUGUUCUGCACAGCGGCUACUUCCACCCUCUGCUUCGGACCUGGCAGGCUGCCGCCACCACCCUCAAUGCCUCCAACCUCAUCUACCCCAUCUUUGUCACGCCCUGGGCUUGGCCAGGCAAGGGAGCCAGACAUUCGAUCCCAUCCCCCUCCUACCCUCUCCACUCCCAUAUUCCUUCCCAGCCUCCCAGCCAUCCCUCACAGUCACCCCUUCACCAGCCCUUCCCACAGCCAUCAGUGCCCGCCCCCCUACUCUUGCAGGGAUGUUCCUGAUGAUGUCCAGCCCAUCGCCAGCCUCCCAGGAGUGGCCAGGUACGGUGUGAACCGGCUGGAAGAGAUGCUGAGGCCUCUGGUAGAAGACGGCCUACGUUGUGUCCUCAUCUUUGGGGUCCCCAGCAGAGUUCCCAAGGAUGAGUGGGGUUCUGCAGCUGACUCUGAGGAAUCCCCAGCUAUUGAGGCCAUUCAUCUGUUGAGGAAGACUUUCCCCAACCUUCUGGUGGCCUGUGACGUCUGCUUAUGCCCCUACACCUCCCAUGGUCACUGUGGGCUCUUGGGUGAGAAUGGGGCAUUCCGGGCUGAGGAGAGCCGCCAGCGGCUGGCAGAGGUGGCACUGGCCUAUGCCAAGGCUGGAUGUCAGGUAGUAGCCCCGUCGGACAUGAUGGAUGGACGCGUGGGAGCCAUCAAGGAAGCUCUUAUGGCACAUGGACUUGGCAACAGGGUAUCAGUGAUGAGCUAUAGUGCCAAAUUUGCUUCCUGUUUCUAUGGGCCUUUCCGGGAUGCAGCCCAGUCAAGCCCAGCCUUUGGAGACCGCCGCUGCUACCAGCUGCCCCCCGGAGCCCGGGGCCUGGCCCUCCGUGCAGUGGACCGGGAUGUACAGGAGGGAGCUGACAUGCUGAUGGUGAAGCCAGGAAUGCCCUACCUGGACAUUGUACGGGAGGUGAAGGACAAGUACCGCGAGCUCCCCCUUGCUGUGUACCACGUGUCUGGAGAAUUUGCCAUGUUUUGGCACGGAGCCCAGGCCGGGGCAUUUGAUCUCAAGGCUGCUGUGCUGGAAGCCAUGACCGCCUUCCGCAGAGCAGGUGCCGACGUCAUCAUCACCUACUACACGCCUCAGCUGCUGAAGUGGCUGAAGGAGGAAUGACAGAGAGAGAGAUACCCAAGAACCAGAACUUGAGAAAGCUCCCAGGGCCUUGACAGAGUGAAAACCAAAGUAAAUACUGCUGUUAGAACUGUGCACUGCGCCCUCUUCCUGCUCCCAUGCUGGUGGGGACCCAGUGCCCACCAAACCUGGCUGGUUUCUGCUACCGUGCUCAUCUCCCACUUGCAGCCACUUCCUCGAGAGCUCCCCAGGCUUCCCUGUGACUGGCCCUGCUCAGCCAUGAGGCCUCUUCACCCCUGGCUCUCUCUGGUGUGUUUUCAGCUUGGCAGCUAUUAAGAGUCCCCGUGCAGGCUUGAUGGGGCCUGGAGAGGUGCUUGGAGGAUUGGGCAAGAGGAGAGUAGUUGACUAUGGAUCCUAAGAAGCUUUGGGAAGCCUGGGACCUCUAGUAGCAGUAUUAGGUGCAGGUUUGAGGCCUAGCUUGAUGACCCUGGUUUAGAGUUGAGGUGUGCCACAGUUCCUUGGGAAACUGUUUUCCCCACUGGCCAGUGAUCCCAGGCUGCCUGAGAUUUCCUGUUUUUCUUUGAGCCAAGAUC
Messenger RNA from Fukomys damarensis (Damara mole-rat), 1900 nucleotides. RefSeq names its product aminolevulinate dehydratase (gene Alad). NCBI's taxonomy places the organism in Eukaryota, Metazoa, Chordata, Mammalia, Rodentia, Bathyergidae. The coding region runs from base 276 to 1349 and encodes 357 amino acids. The record is from RefSeq and is a predicted model, not a curated record. Gene Ontology annotation, cellular component: cytosol. The transcript has 12 exons. Gene Ontology annotation, biological process: heme biosynthetic process. Gene Ontology annotation, molecular function: porphobilinogen synthase activity; zinc ion binding.